Rhinopithecus roxellana (golden snub-nosed monkey) is the source of this 1550-nucleotide messenger RNA. RefSeq names its product inosine-5'-monophosphate dehydrogenase 1-like. The transcript has a single exon. Gene Ontology annotation, cellular component: cytoplasm. Lineage: Eukaryota; Metazoa; Chordata; Mammalia; Primates; Cercopithecidae. Gene Ontology annotation, biological process: GTP biosynthetic process. Gene Ontology annotation, molecular function: IMP dehydrogenase activity. The record is from RefSeq and is a predicted model, not a curated record. Bases 1 to 1542 code for a protein of 513 amino acids.
AUGGCGGACUACCUGAUCAGCGGCGGCACCCUCUACGUGCCCGAGGAUGGACUCACCGCACAGCAGCUCUUCGCCAGCGCCGACGGCCUCACCUACGACGACUUCCUGAUUCUCCCAGGAUUCAUAGACUUCCUAGCUGGUGAGGUGGACCUGACCUCAGCCCUGACCCGGAAGAUCACGCUGAAGACGCCGCUGAUCUCCUUUCUCACGGACACUGUGACAGAGGCCGACAUGGCUAUCGCCAUGGCUCUCAUGGGAGGUAUUGGUUUCAUUCACCACAACUGCACCCCAGAGUUCCAGGCCAACAGGGUGCAGAAGGUCAAGAAGUUUGAACAGGGCUUCAUCACAGACCCGGUGGUGCUGAGCCCCUGGCACACUGUGGGGGAUGUGCUGGAGGCCAAGGUGCGGCAUGGCUUCUCUGGCAUCCCCAUCACUGAGACGGGCACCAUGGGCAGCAAGCUGGUGGGCAUCGUCACCUCCCGAGACAUCGAAUUCCUUGCUGAAAAGGACCACACCACCCUCCUCAGUGAGGUGAUGACGCCAAGGAUCGAGCUAGUGGUGGCUCCAGCAGGCGUGACGUUCAAAGAGGCAAAUGAGAUCCUGAAGCGUAGCAAGAAAGGGAAGCUGCCUGUUGUUAAUGAUCAUGAUGAGCUGGUGGCCAUCAUCGCCCGCACCGACCUGAAGAAGAACCGAGACUACCCUCUGGCCUCCAAGGAUUCCCACAAGCAGCUGCUGUGCGGGGCAGUUGUGGGCACCCGUGAAGAUGACAAAUUCCGCCUGGACCUGCUCACCCAGGCGGGCGUCGAUGUCAUAGUCUUGGACUCGUCCGAAGGGAACUUGGUGUAUCAGAUCGCCAUGGUGCAUUACACCAAACAGAAGUACCCCCACCUCCAGGUGAUUGGGGGGAACGUGGUGACAGCAGCCCAGGCCAAGAACCUGAUUGACGCUGGUGUGGACGGGCUGCACGUGGGCAUGGGCUGCGGCUCCAUUUGCAUCACUCCGGAAGUGAUGGCCUGUGGUCGGAUCCACGGCAGUGCUGUGUACAAGGUGGCCGAGUAUGCCCGGCGUUUUGGUGUCCCCAUCAUAGCCGAUGGCGGCAUCCAGACCCUGGGGCACGUGGUCAAGGCCCUGGCCCUUGGAGCCUCCACAGUGAUGAUGGGCUCCCUGCUGGCCGCCACCACGGAGGCUUCUGCCGAAUACUUCUCAGAUGGGGUGCCGCUCAAGAAGUACUGGGGCAUAGGCUCGCUUGAUGCUAUGGAGAAGAGCAGCAGUAGCCAAAAACGAUACUUCAGCGAGGGGGAUAAGGUGAAGUUCGCGCAGAGUAUCUCGGGCUCUAUCCAAGACAAAGGGUCCAUUCAGAAGUUCGUGCCCUACCUCAGAGCGGGCAUCCAGCACAGCUGCCAGGAUAUCGGGGCCCGCAGCCUGUCUGUCCUUCGGUCCAUGAUGUACUCAGGAGAGCUCAAGUUUGAGAAGCGGACCGUAUCGGCCCAGAUGGAGGGUGGCGUCCAUGGCCUGCACUCUUACGAGAAGCGGCUGUACUGAGGACAGCG